AUGGCUUCUACUUCUGGAACUAAGAAGCCUAAAAGGCCUAAGGUCCCUGAGAAGACAUUCCUUCAAGACUCUGACUUCGAUGAUGAAGCAUUUGACUUUGGCUUUUUGGAUUUUUCUAAAGAAACUUUCAAAUCCCCCUCAAAACUAUGUGAUGAUCUUUUUCUUAACUUAUUGUGUGACGAAAAUAUAUUAAGGAGGAGUAUUGAUGGAAUGGUAGCUAAUGAAGACAAUCCUGGUGGCCAACAACAUGAACAUGUCCACUUAGAUGAGGACGAUGAAAAUGUUGGCAUCGAGUAUACGGUGCAUGAUCCCAAUGUUGACUGGAAAGAGAUGAGGCCCCAAUUAGGAGACUGUUAUGAAUCCCCUGCUCAACUCAGGUUUGCUUUAACAAACUAUGCAAUCCAUGGAGGAUACCAGCUUGAUUUUGAAAAAAGUGAUAGAGUGAUGGUUAUAGCUAAGUGUGGUAGUGGAAAAAGUGACAAUAAAAAAAAUGUAGUGUCUCCGUUUAGGGUUGCAACUGGAUUGGAAGUACAAUGA
Lactuca virosa is the source of this 537-nucleotide messenger RNA. Lineage: Eukaryota; Viridiplantae; Streptophyta; Magnoliopsida; Asterales; Asteraceae. The record is from the annotation of a GenBank genome assembly.